Sitodiplosis mosellana (orange wheat blossom midge) is the source of this 5006-nucleotide messenger RNA. RefSeq lists its product as uncharacterized. The transcript is spliced from 9 exons. Lineage: Eukaryota; Metazoa; Arthropoda; Insecta; Diptera; Cecidomyiidae. Bases 1109 to 4762 code for a protein of 1217 amino acids. The record is from RefSeq and is a predicted model, not a curated record.
GUACUCAAAAAUGUUAAGUUCAGUACGUGUUUGGUUUCGAAAUUCACACAAAGUUUCCAUUAUUGGCAUUGAAUUGAAUUUUCCAAAAAAAAAUGCACUUUUUCAUCGACGAAUACGAAAUAAAAUAGGUAAAUAUUAGAUGAAAAAUGUUCAAAAGGUGUAAAUCUGGGAAGUUCUAGAGUAUCUACAUAGAAUAAAAUUGUCGCCGACUCGCUUAAAAGACAAAUUCAGUAGACCAAUUCAUUCAAGCGUCCAUUUUGGUAUAAAAUGAAGACAACUUUUUUUUGUCUAACCAAACGAAAUACUAUGCUGUAAUCGAUGUAUUCAAAUGGGACAUCGUUUUAUACAGCUCUAUGUUUAUGCAUUUCAUAUAAUUUGACUUCGUUGUUUAAAUGGUAGUCCUCGAAUUGGGAAACCACAAAUUUCUAGGAAAUUAUAUUCUAUAUAUUUCAUGCAAUCACCAAAUUGCAUCUCAAUUCUUGUGAUGAACAACGUAAACAUCGUACAUUAGAAUUUUAUUUCAAAGAAAACACCCAUUGAAAAUCACUCGGAGAGAAUGUAUAUCGUCAUAAGGAAGCAUUCUCUCUUCUGUUUCACUUUUCCAUUUCAUUAUUUUGCAUUAUCAAGUAAGCGCACAUCUGUAUUUGAAGAAAGAACAACGUGAAAAUGGUAAAAUGUGGAAUUAAGAAAGCAAGUGAAAAGUGAAAGAAAAAUGAGUGUGCCAAAAUUGUUGAACUAAAUAGGUACAUUUUGGAAAAUUUAUUAAGCAUUUUCACAAGCCCAAAAUCGGUGGUUACUCAGGAACACGCCAGUUGCUUAAGCGAUUGAAGCAUAUAUUUUCUCUGUUGAUAACACAUUUUACAAACCCAGACAAACCUUUUUCGUUUGAAACGAUCGCUGAGCAACGCGUAUCAUGGGCAUGUGAUUGAUAAAACUUGGUGCUUAGUAAUUUGCCAAGAACACUUACGAUUGUGAUAGUGAAUAAGGAAAAUGCAACCAUUUGUGUAAAAUCGUGGUGUAGCUUGUAAGCAAAUCGAGUGAACAAUUUUGAAAUAACUAUUCGUUUCGUGAGUGAAAAUAAAUAAAUAUAAAAAGAAUUACAUCGACUAUGGCCACCUCUUCACUUUCCAAGGUCGAACGCGAGGUCGAACAGAAUGUACUCAACUUAAGGGUUGAACUAAGCGACGGUACAAAAGGAUACAUCUUUUCGCGUAAUCCGCAUCGCAAUGAAGCGAAAAUGUUCACAUACAACUGUCAUAUUUGCAGCGUUCCAAAUCUACCCGGUGAACGUUGCUUAUAUACGCAUAUCAGUGGACGCCGGCAUCAAACCAAAUUAACGUCGAAACAAUUCGAUGCUAAUUUGUUCCGUGCAACAUUGCAAAGAUCCAAUAAAAUUGUCAUGAAAAUUGCACCAGGCGAACCAGUUCCGCCUGGUUUUGAGAAUGAGGUGAAAGCUGUUGCUGAAAUUCAAUCGAAAAUUGACAAAUGCCGAAAUGUUCCAUUCAUCGGGCUCGAAUAUCUGGCGGAAUUAGGUGUGCGCGACAAACAGGAACCGAGCUACUUGUGUGUACUAUGUGAAAAGCGUGGUGACCCUCGUACAAUUUUGGACCAUCUCACCAGCUAUAAACAUCGCUUGAAAUACUUGGAAAAACAUUUUCCGACGGUAACACGCGAAAUCUCAGUGUAUAGAUAUAGUCGCGAGGCACGUGACGUUUUUCCACACAUUGUUCAGAAAAUCUGUGAAGCCAUUGAAGAGGCAUAUGGUCGAUUAACACCGACCGUUUAUGAUAACGACGAGUAUGAAAAGAAUCGAAUGGCUUGUCUUCAGGAAAUUAUCAACGAUAAGCACUUCAGUGAAAAAAAUGGCUCAUCGUUUAUCCAUGUGAUAAAUCCGAAAGAAAUCGAAGAAUGGAUUGCCAAAAGCAAAGCAAAAAUCACGUCAUCUAAUAAGCGCAAUGCAUCUCCAAUUGAGUUCGAUGAAAUGAAGCGUGGUCGGUCAUCCAAUGAACGCCGACGAAGCUUAGGCUCGAUCUCCAGCAUUUCUAGCUCGUCUCUGGAUCGAUCGCCCAUUUCACAUGGUUACGAACAAAGAAAACGUCUUUCAAACGAUAAAGAAGACGAUGUAAUUUAUGUCGGUUCAAAAUCUCGUUCGCGUUCUCCGCGUGACCGAGCACAUGUAACAAAAUCACCAGGACGGCAAACAAUACCAACUCCGCGUGAACUAUCCAUGCAGGCAAAUGCCAUCAGUGCAGAAGGAUACAAGUGGGAAAAGUACAGAUGUUUGGUUGAAAGUGCGAUGAAAGAUUUGGAAAAGCAACGCUUGGAGUAUGAAAAGAGUCCUGAAAAUCAUCCGCUGUAUCCAGAUGAGUGGAAAGUGUUCUGGAAUCGACGCUACAAAGAACUCCAAGCAGAAAAGAAAGAUCCAACAAAGUAUGAUUUUACACCGGAAUGGAAAACAUUUUGGACAAAGCGAAUGUGCGAACUACACGAUGAAUCGGUUGAGAAAAAGAAAGAUGAAAUACGAAAAAGUUUGAAUUUACCGAAAGAUGGACGGGAACGAACGAGUGAGUUAAAGGAAAAAUAUAGCAUUAAGCCCAAUUCACGAAAGGAAUCUCUAGAUCCGGUGGAUUCAUCAUCAUCAUCGUCAGCACGCAGGGAAAAGGUGGAGAAAACACGUCGAUAUGAAAGGUCUCGAAGCCGUGAAAUGGUGUCAAAAUCCAACGAUAAGUAUAAACGAUCAUCGUAUGAACGUGAAAAAAGUUAUGAACGCAUCGAACGUGAAAGACAUGAGAUCGAUCGAAGAGACAGAGACAGAGACAGAGAACGGCACCGUCAACCAAAUUCACGAGGAAGCUAUCACGAUGAAUCACCGCCGCGUUAUAUACGCGAAGAACGUGAACCUUCUGCCGUCUAUUAUUCCCAUAAUUCGUACAAGUGGCAUCCAGGUCAACCAAAACCGUCCUACUAUUCCAAGUCACACUACUACAGUCGCGAAAUGCCAACAUCUUCGCUGCCAAAAUACGAAGAGCAAGUGGAGGAUGAAACCGAAUGUGACGAUCCACUUACAGUUGUUACCGUAUUGCGCCUCCUUUCAGCUUUAGAAGAAUUACUAGGGCCAAGUCUUGGUCCGAAGAUCGUUGAGUUGUUGGCUAAAGCGUUGGCAUUGGAAAAAGUCAAAGCAAAUUCAGCGGAUGACAUGCUUUUGAAUGAAGAAAACUGUGUAUUGUUGGAAACAAUCAAAGAAAAGUUGAAAGGUCAAUUGAUGAACGACAUGGUUGAAAAACAUCGUAUGAAAGGAGUGAAACGUGCCAUUAAAAAUAUUGCCGGCGUCAUUCAUAUGGCCUCCGAAAAAGAGAAAAACAAAUCUCCCGAAGAGCGGCAGCAAGACGCAUUGAUGAGAGAGAGCUCGGCUGUCGAUAAGCCACAGCCCGUUUUGACGGAAUCAAAAUCGGUUACUAAAACAGCGGAAGAGGAGAAACAUGAGAUGGCGAAAAAGAUUACCGCUGCAUUGAUUGCUCAAGGUAAAGCCGACGUUUCGAAAGAGGAAUUGGAAACAUUAGUUAACUAUUAUUAUGAGCAACGCAAAGCCAAAGAAAGUGCAUCUCAAACCCAAAAAGACGCCCAGAAUACGCCUAGUACAAGUCAGCCUACUGCAUCGUCGAAUAAUAAUGCUGCAUCUAGUGCGCAAGCCAUUGAUUUGACCGAUGAUGGUUGUGAGAUUAAGAAAGACCAUGACGAAGAAUUUGAUUUGCCGCAAGACGCUUCGAAUGCACUGGAAAGUUUGACUGAUGCCGACUUGCAAACGUUGCUGCAGAAUUUCGAAGAUUUAUCGACUGAAGAGCAACAGCACUUACAAACUUACAUGAGAAAGUUAGAAGCGUCCGAUCCAGCACGUGUGGAAAAACUCCGACAAUAUGUGAAUGUAGCAUUUGAUUUACAAAAGUCUGAACUCAACGAAAGAAGCGAUAAACGAAAUUCAUCCGAACGUUCGGCUCAUAUGGAACGAAACGCCGAAUCGAGAACAUGUCAAAAUUCUGAUCCAUACAAUGACAUGUUCUAUGAUGAUACUAAUAAAAAGAAUGAUGCAAAGGUGACAAAUAUCGUUGACUCAGACGAUGAUGAUUACUCGUACGAUGAUUUGUGCAAAGCAGCAUCGAAAAAUGUGAAAGAAAAUCAAAGGGAGCUGGAAAACCGACUGCGAUCUCCUGAAGUCAUAUCGGACAGUGAUUCGGUAAAUAAGCAUGACCAAUUCAUUUUGGAUGGUGAAAGGAGUAUCCAUUACGAGGACUCGAAUCUGUCACGAGCAAGUGGAGAAAAUUCAAGUUCGCGGACUGUAAUUACCGAUACUGAGAGUAUUAUUGCCAAUUUGAUGGGAUCACUGCAUCGAAACGCACAAAAUCGUUCGUCAAACCAUGAAAAUCAACAGCAACGCCAGCAAAUUCAAAGCAACGUACCAUUUUAUUUGCAACCACAAUCACAAGCACCAUACGCAAUGUCCAAUUCGAAAUCAUCAAAUCAAGGCUAUGCGAACGAUUUUAAUUUGGGUGGUCAAAACCAACAGUUUUCUUCAUCGAACCAAUUUAGGAACGCAUAUGGAAGCCAAAAUCAAAAUUAUGGUAAUACUCAACGGCUCAAUAUUCCAUUAAAUAUACCUACAUACCAACAGCAGCCACAGCAAGUACAAUCACCGCAGUUGACAAACCAACAAGCCGCUCUAUUGACACAAUUGAGCCAACAGCAAAACCGUCGUCCAGCAUGGUAGUUUUUUGUUUUCUUAAUCAAUCUUGUUGGCAGAUACUGUUGACUCACAGCACAUUUUUCCACAUUUAAAUUUUAAAUGUUUAAAUGUACUGAAAUGAAACAAAACACAGAGCAUGAAGCUCAUUACAAAUCAUAUAUCGAAUGAAUUUUAAAUAUAUCUGUAAACACUUUUUUACUCAUUCAUUAUUAUUAUGUGAACAUCAUCCAAACAAUAAAUUGGAAGCCAGCCUGACAAAUCAUGCAAA